CAAAAUAUAGAUUCACAUCUUCAUUGCUAAGUCAAAGUUCUAUUAGGCAUUUUCACAAACAUUCCGAACUAUUUCUCUGCUACCGUAUAUCUUGUUCACAUUGAACUUCUGAAGACCCGAUACAUGUUGGAUAUUUCAAGAUCAUGCUGUAAAUGAAGUAUCAUGUUUCCUGAGGCUGAAGCUAGCGAAUCGAUAGAAGCUGCAUCAACUGAAACCAUGGCUGGUCCGGCAAUUGGCACGCUUGACAUCUUCCUUCUUGGUCUAAGUGUAGGAGUAGGUGUCUACUGGUUCUUCUUCCGCAAAAAGGCAGAGAGCAAGACAGAAGGCCUUGUUAAUCCCAUUACAAGUUCUUCAAUGACUAUGAGUUCCACCAGUGGGUCAGGAUUUAUCCAGAAAAUGAAGUCAUCUGGUAGGAAUGUUGUUGUUUUCUAUGGAUCCCAGACGGGUACAGGGGAAGAGUUUUCCAGUCGGCUGGCCAAAGAAGCCCAGCGUUAUGGUCUGAAGGGCAUGGUAGCAGACCCGGAGGAAAACGAAAUGGAGGACCUGUCCCAGUUAGCUGACAUUGAAAACUCACUCGCCAUCUUCUGUAUGGCUACGUAUGGUGAAGGAGAUCCGACAGACAAUGCCCAGGAGUUCUAUGAUUGGUUACAGGAUGGAAACGGUGACCUAACAGGGGUCAAGUAUGCUGUUUUUGGCCUUGGCAACAAGACCUAUGAACACUAUAAUGCCAUGGGCAAGUAUUUGGACAAACGAUUAGAGGAGCUUGGUGGGGAAAGAAUAUUUGAACUUGGAUUAGGAGAUGAUGAUCAGAAUAUUGAGGAAGAUUUUGUAACAUGGAAAGAUCGUUUCUGGCCUGCAGUCUGUGAAUAUUAUGGAUUAGAAGCAACUGGAGAUGAAUCAAAUAUACGUCAAUAUGCUGUAACUGAACACACCGAAGAUGUCCCUGAGAAGGUGUUUACUGGAGAAGUGGCUCGGCAUGGUUCGUUCAGGAACCAAAAACCACCUUAUGAUGCCAAGAACCCGUACCUGGCACCAAUCGCUGUCAACCGUGAGCUUCAUCAAGGUGGAGAUAGGUCUUGUAUGCACAUUGAAUUUGACAUCUCAGGCUCAAGAAUCAGGUAUGAGAGUGGUGACCACGUUGCUGUGUAUCCUACCAAUGAUCCUGAAUUAGUCGCUGCUAUUGGUAGAAUCCUGGAUGCCGAUCUCAGUAGGGUCUUCACCCUAACCAAUGUUGAUGAGGAGGCCAGUAAGAAGCAUCCGUUCCCUUGCCCUACCAGCUACCAGACUGCCUUUUCUCAUUACCUGGACAUCACCUCAUGUCCUAGAACCAAUGUCCUCAAGGAGAUCUCAGAGUAUGCCACCGAUCCUGCAGACAAGGAAAAACUACUUCUCAUGAGUUCUGCAACUCCAGAGGGCAAGAAAGAAUACAGUGACUGGGUGAUCAAGUGCCAUCGGAACAUAGUUGCCAUCUUAGAAGACCUUCCAUCCGUCAAGGUUCCAUUGGACCAUCUCUGCGAAUUGCUUCCUCGUUUGCAUGCCAGAUAUUACUCAAUCUCUUCAUCACCAAAGGUAAGCCCAGACAAAAUUUCCAUCACUGCGGUCCUCAUCCGUUACACCACGCCCACGGGUAGGAUAGGGAAGGGCGUGGCCACCAACUGGCUCAAAGAUAAGAUCCCCAAUGGGCCUGAGAACACCCACAGAGUGCCCAUCUAUGUGCGCAAGUCGCAGUUCAGGCUACCAUUCAAGACCACCACCCCAAUCAUCAUGGUUGGACCAGGUACUGGUCUGGCUCCAUUCAGGGGGUUCAUCCAAGAGAGGGACUUCUACAGGAAAGACGAGACCAAAAAGGUCGGUGACAGCAUCCUGUUCUUCGGCUGUCGCAAGAGCACCGAAGACUACAUCUACAAGGACGAGCUGGAGGAGUACACGAAGAACGGGACCUUGACAGACGUCCAUGUAGCCUUCUCCAGGGAGACGUCAGAGAAGGUCUAUGUGCAGCAUCUCAUGAAGAAGUGCCAGAAGCAGAUAUGGGGUAUGCUGGAGAAAGGCAGUCAUAUCUAUGUCUGUGGUGAUGCCCGCUUCAUGGCACCGGAUGUCCAGCGUACCAUCCGAGAGAUCAUCUGUCAGGAGGGCGGCAAGACCCAAACAGAGGCAGAGGAUUAUAUCAAGAAAAUGCAAUCAAAGGGACGCUAUUCUUGCGAUGUUUGGAGCUAGUCCUCGUCUCCUACCCAGUCUGAUUUUGUAAUGUGAAAGGGAUGUGGUGACUUUUGAAAAUAUAUGAGCUGUAAGGUUAAAUUUGCUGCUUGUGUAUGUACCGUGGUGUAAAAAAAUAAGUUCCUAAAAAAAAAUGGUCUCAAGAGCAGAAUUGUCAAAUACAGUGAAAGAACACAUUUUCUACAUAGAACCCACCCCAUCCCUUUUUGUAAUAUUUACUGCAGUAUUGUACUUAGGUGUACCUCAGUAUGGUAAAUGUUGGUGUUAAUGCAAUUCCAUAAGAAUAUCCAAAUUUUUGUAUGCCCGUCCCCAAUUUUUUUCCAUCUUCACCUUAAAGUACUGAGCCAUGAUAAUCUUAGAGCAAAGGCAAAUUUUCUUUGAACAUGAAAUCAGAGGUGAAUCAUGGCAAGCAUUCUAGCAUGUAGGGGGUUGAAUACAGAUAUAGUAUGGGAUUUUGGGAUUUCCCAUUUUGUCAUAGAUGCCUUGUCAGUUUAUGUAUAACCAAUGGCUUAUAUUUGUGGAUGUUCUUGUAGGCUCCUGCUUCAUGUAAUUUAAAGCUUGGCAUCUGAUCGUAGGGCUGAUUUUUACAUUGGAAAGCAUUGGUCACCCACCAUGAGCAAUCGAUCUUAUACAUCAAUUGUACGGUCAGUCACCAAGUUUUGUGUGGUAGGGCCUUGGAAAUCAGAAGAAA
Molecule: messenger RNA, 2905 nt
Organism: Lytechinus variegatus (green sea urchin)
Lineage: Eukaryota; Metazoa; Echinodermata; Echinoidea; Temnopleuroida; Toxopneustidae
Product: NADPH--cytochrome P450 reductase-like
Exons: 15
Coding region: 163-2214 (683 amino acids)
Biological process (GO): response to hormone
Cellular component (GO): cytosol
Molecular function (GO): NADPH-hemoprotein reductase activity; FMN binding; flavin adenine dinucleotide binding
Source: RefSeq, a predicted model, not a curated record